CUUAUCACAGCACGAGGUUGCUAUGGCGAUGUGUUUCACAAUAUCUUUGAUGUUUCUGCUCAUGACUGCUGAUGUUGAUGGUCAGUGGGAUUGGGGAGUGAAUUACAAUCCUUCAUAUGUUUGUGCAUUAAGAGGCUCAACAGUGAGAAUGUCCUGUUUUUAUCCUCCUGAUUAUUGGACCACAGCCUACUGGAGCAAAGAAACAUAUGUACCUGGUGUAGCACCACCAAACCUGUGUUCUGACACAUAUUACAGCGGAAGGGCUCAAUGUCUCACUAACAGCAUCAGUUUGACACAUGUGACAGAAGCUGAUGAAGACAUCUACUACUGUGGAUACAAUGGAGGAUGGUCAGGAUAUUCUAGAUUUCAGCUUAGUGUCACAGACCUCCAGGUGGAGACACAACAGAGAGUGAAAGAGGGAGAUUCAGUCACUCUUACAUGUAAAACCACCUGCAGACUGACUGAAGAAACAACAUUCAUCUGGUCCAGAAACACACAGAUAUUAACUGAACACACAGUGAAUGAGAUUCACCUGCAGUCAGUCAGUCGUCAUGAUUCAGGACUCUAUAAAUGUGCUGCUGGAAGAAGAUCUGGACGUCUUUAUUCUCCUGAUGUUCAUCUUGAUGUAAGAUAUGCACCAAGAAAUGUUGUGGCGUCCAUCAGUUCUUCUGGUGUAAUAGUGGAGGGUGAUUCAGUGACUCUGACCUGCAGCAGUGACUCAAAUCCACCUGUUCAACAGUACAACUGGUUUAAGGGAGAAACGUCUGUAGGAUCUAGAAAAAUCUACAGCAUCACAAACAUCAGAUCAGAUCAAAGUGGAGAAUACAAGUGCAAGACUAGAAAUAAACAUGGAGAGAAAUAUUCAGAAGCUGUGAUGCUGAAUGUGAUGUAUGCACCAAGAAAUGUUGUGGCAUCCAUCAGUUCUUCUGGUGUAAUAGUGGAGGGUGAUUCAGUGACUCUGACCUGCAGCAGUGAAUCAAAUCCACCUGUUCAACAGUACAGCUGGUUUGAGGGAGAAACGUCUGUAGGAUCUGGAAACAUCUUUAAGAUCACAAGUGUCCGAUCAGAUCAGAAUGGAGAAUACAAGUGCAAGGCCAACAAUAAUCUUGGAGAGAAAUAUUCAAAAGCUGUCACGCUGAAUGUGAUGUAUGCACCAAGAAAUGUUGUGGCAUCCAUCAGUUCUUCUGGUGUAAUAGUGGAGGGUGAUUCAGUGACUCUGACCUGCAGCAGUGAAUCAAAUCCACCUGUUCAACAGUACAGCUGGUUUGAGGGAGAAACGUCUGUAGGAUCUGGAAACAUCUUUAAGAUCACAAGUGUCCGAUCAGAUCAGAAUGGAGAAUACAAGUGCAAGGCCAACAAUAAUCUUGGAGAGAAAUAUUCAAAAGCUGUCACGCUGAAUGUGAUGUAUGCACCAAGAAAUGUCUCAGCGUCCAUCAGUUCUUCUGGUGUAAUAGUGGAGGGUGAUUCAGUGACUCUGACCUGCAGCAGUGAAUCAAAUCCACCUGUUCACAUCUACAGCUGGUUUAAAGAGAAUCAAACAUCAUCUGUUGGAUCUGGACAGACGUUCAGCAUCACUAACAUUAAUUCACGUCUCAGUGGAUGGUUUUACUGUGUGGCUCAGAAUAAACAUGGAUCUCAGAGAUCAGCUGCUGUAUCACUCACUGUUAAAGGUGUUCGGGGUUCUUCUCUGUACACAGUUUUUGGGAUUGUGGCAGGAUGUGUAGGAUUCUUCAUCAUCAUCAUCAUCAUCAUCAUUCUGAUUAUUAAGAAGAGGAGGACUGAUAGUAGAGCAGAAUACGUCAAUCAAACACAGACGGCUGACUCGAGUGAUGAUAGAUACACAGCUCUGAAGCCUGCGUCCAGAACAUCUGCAGACAUUUACAGCACGAUCAGAUCGGAUCAGUGCAGGGCGGAUGAUGGCGUCUACAUGAAUCUUCAGUCCAGAUCUUCUGAAUAUGACACACUUAAAGCCAUUGCACAUUAAGUCCGAAAUUUGCGCACGUUAAAAAAUAAAUACGACCUCACGUUGUGUCAAUCACAUUUACACACUGCCUCCGAUAUUUGUUGACAAUCCAAUGACACCGUACAAAUGAGCGCCAAAUAUGAAAAAACGCAUACGAAAAUUUCGGGCUUUAUGUGCAAAGACCUUUACAGUAAACACACAUUAAACUCUCUCUCUCUUACAGAGAGAACUCUGGUCUGACUGGAAUGAUGUUAUUUUUGUAUUCAUUAUUAAUAGUUAUCAUCAAGUGAUCAAUACUUUUCUAUUAUUUAGUCAUUAA
Molecule: messenger RNA, 2282 nt
Organism: Triplophysa rosa
Lineage: Eukaryota; Metazoa; Chordata; Actinopteri; Cypriniformes; Nemacheilidae
Product: B-cell receptor CD22-like
Exons: 12
Coding region: 23-1984 (653 amino acids)
Source: RefSeq, a predicted model, not a curated record